UUCCCAGCCAGACGAGGGCGAUAGUAAAGAUUUCAGCUCAUCUCUCAUUCGCGUAACGUCACAAAACAGCUAGUGUUGCACGUUGUAAACAGAACUCGAAGUGUUGUUUUCAAGCUCGAGGUUAUCCUUGCUAUCCGAUUGAAUUAAAAUGCAAUUACUAAUGGACUGAGCUAACAGACAAGAUGGUUGCGUUUUAUUGUGCAGUAUGCAGACAAUCCGAUUUCAGUGGGAAAGGACAUAUCUUUGGGAAAAGUCAUCAAGCUAAACUAAAAGUGGUUCUCGUGAAGUUCUUGGAGAAGGUGAAAGAAGCCCGGCGAACCAUUAAAAUCCCACAAGUGGAGAAGUACUCGAGUACUGAACACCAAUGCAACUUUUGGUGUUACUGCUGUGCGCUCGAGGUGCCAAAGCAUGUCACAAAUGGAAAUCUCACCGUGUUGUUCGGUGGUUUGCUGGAGCACAUGAGCACUCGAGAGCACAGAACAAGUACACACAAGUUUUGGUGGGAGAAUAAAGCUGACCCGAAGCUCAGGGACAAAUGUAUCAUACCCUCAGAAGAGGUCGAUAGGUUUAAAGAAGAGGUAGCCAAAGCUCUGGAAAACUUCGAAGAGAAAGAGGAUGUACACAUCAAAGAGCAAGCUGCCGUCAUAAGAGCCCAGGAGCAACAUCGCUUUGAUGUUCUUCAUUCGGUCAUUGAGUGUGACCCAGAAUUGGAACAAUCUGCUGAACAAGCUCAACAGGAUUCUGAGAUCUUGGGCGGCUCUCAUUUAAGGUCCCAAGGGCAAGAAGACCAACCAGGGCCCAGCUGGGUUGAUCCAGUGGUGAAGAGGCGGUGGUCAGGCACUGAGAAUGGCUUGACCUUCAUCGGCUAUCAGGAUUCCUCGAGCAGUGGGAAUGUCCACACCGGAGCCAUUCCUCCAUGGAUGCAAGAGGACCCUCAGGAGACAACAGUACAGGACAUUGGGCCAUCACUGCAAGACUUCUUGAAGCAAAAAGAGCAAGAGAAGCUGAAGAAACUCCCACCUGAUCGGGUUGGAGCCAAUUUUGACCACAGUUCACACACGGAUCCGAACUGGCUACCAUCCUUUGGCCGGGUGUGGAACAAUGGCAGACGAUGGCAGUCCAGGCAUCAGUUCCAUGAGGAGGAAGGAAAGACUGGGCGACGGAAGAGGAAGAGUGGCCUUAGGGGGAAAGGUGGAAAGAGGGCAAGGAAGUUGAACCACACUGUCAGUGACACGUAGUUGCUUGGUAAAUGUAUGUAUUUGUCAAUGGCUUAAAACAGUUAAGUUUACUGUGAUAGGGGUCAUAGUGAUCCAAGCAUAAAGGGUCAAGAUGCUGCAUCACACCGGACAGUGUAACACUAAUAGUCGUCAGCUGACACGCUAUGGCACAAACAUUGUUGCUUGUAGAAUCUGCAUUAUUAGGCUUCGUUUUGUUUUUUAUUUCAACUAUAUCAGUUGUACACAUGUGUAUAUUUAAUUAAUUGUUGUUUUGGUUUUAAACUACUCAGUGCAUUGGGCAUUACCCAAGUGUCCAGAAAUGCAACUUCAUGUAUAUAGUGUAUUGUACCUGCAAUGUUUUUCAUUCAUAAUGAUGGGAGGAUGCAAGAGGUUUUGUCGCAAUAUUUGGAAAAAUGUCUUGAGGAGCAGUCUGAUUAAUAUUUAUUUGUAUGAAGAAUGUAGUGUCAUUUUGCAGUGGCAGUGUGUUUUUACAUCUAUAGACUGUUUCAGAUCAUUCUUGAGAUGGAGUGAAGAAAAUGAAGACACAAGUUUGUUUUAUGUUUGACAUUGUAUCAGUUUCAAAUUUAAUAGAAUCUCUCAACUAAAGUUAUUCAUGAUUUCAACAGAAAGCCAAAGAUCAUAAUAGUGUUCUUCAUAAAAUAUAAUACCUCAUGAACAUCUAGACAAAAUAAUAAAAAUACAGAUAACAUUAAUAUUUAGGGAAUACCUUGCAGUCUUUUAUUUUUUUCGUCUUAGUAGUUUAUGUUAAAACAGUACAUAAGGUGUAGAAAGCAGAAGAGCACGUUCAAGGACUCCUCUGGUGAGAGAUGCAGUGUUCAUAAUUACAAUUUUACAUUUAAAAUAAACCAUACAGGUCAUUUCAUAA
Clupea harengus (Atlantic herring) is the source of this 2103-nucleotide messenger RNA. RefSeq names its product centrosomal AT-AC splicing factor (gene cenatac). NCBI's taxonomy places the organism in Eukaryota, Metazoa, Chordata, Actinopteri, Clupeiformes, Clupeidae. The record is from RefSeq and is a predicted model, not a curated record.